This is a messenger RNA of Ogataea polymorpha, 234 nucleotides long. RefSeq lists its product as uncharacterized. The record is from RefSeq and is a predicted model, not a curated record. Gene Ontology annotation, biological process: G protein-coupled receptor signaling pathway. The transcript has 2 exons. NCBI's taxonomy places the organism in Eukaryota, Fungi, Ascomycota, Pichiomycetes, Pichiales, Pichiaceae. The coding region runs from base 1 to 234 and encodes 77 amino acids.
AUGGAUUUGAACGCGCAAAGAAGCCCAUUCAAAGCAUCAGGUAACUUCACAGAUGCAGAACACGAGAAACUGCUGAGAAUCGUCCAGCUAAACAAGAUGAAGACCAUGAAGCUGGAGAGACUGAACCAGUACAACAACCGGCUGAAACAAGAGCUUGCUCGCGAGCGCAUCAAUGCUUCCAACAGCUCGCUCAUGAUCAUUAAAUAUACCGAAACUACACAGCAGGUACUCUGA